AUGGUUCUAACAUAUAUUUUGUUUAGGUGGUCAGAAAUAGCGAAGAAUCUGCCAGGACGGACAGACAAUGACAAAAAAAACCAUUGGAAUACCCGUCUGAAGAGAAGAUUCAAACGCACCAUUGGAAUCCCACGCAUGCCCGUUACUCGUGCAUUAUCUUUAUACUUUGCUGUUCUCAAUGCCCAAGCAAGAAUAGGCAGAAAUUCGUUGAACCUUGCUCUCACAGAAAAUUUUAUCCGUGGCCAUAUUUUACUAAGUUCUUCAUUCCAAUCCAAUGAGAUGGUAACAAUUAAAGAUGAAUCUGAUUCCCUCUAUAAUUGGGUAUCAAGUGCAUAUAAUGGCUCUGAUGAAGCAGCAUCAGAUAUAAUGGCCAUUUAG
Cryptomeria japonica (Japanese cedar) is the source of this 378-nucleotide messenger RNA. Its product is annotated as transcription factor MYB87-like. The record is from RefSeq and is a predicted model, not a curated record. The coding region runs from base 1 to 378 and encodes 125 amino acids. The transcript has 2 exons. Lineage: Eukaryota; Viridiplantae; Streptophyta; Pinopsida; Cupressales; Cupressaceae.